Molecule: messenger RNA, 4126 nt
Organism: Haplochromis burtoni (Burton's mouthbrooder)
Lineage: Eukaryota; Metazoa; Chordata; Actinopteri; Cichliformes; Cichlidae
Gene: btc
Product: betacellulin, epidermal growth factor family member
Exons: 5
Coding region: 1786-2304 (172 amino acids)
Biological process (GO): positive regulation of cell population proliferation; positive regulation of mitotic nuclear division; epidermal growth factor receptor signaling pathway
Source: RefSeq, a predicted model, not a curated record
UAAACUGAUUUAAAGGUGGCAAGGUGGUGAAGUGCUAUGCCUUCACAGGAUGAAGGCUCCUAGUUUGAAUCUUAGCUGGAGCUUUUCUGUAUGGAGUUAGCAUCCUCUCCUUGUGCCUGCACUACUCCGCCUUCCUCUCAUGUCCAAAGACAUGCCUGUUAGGUUAAUUGGUGAUUCUAAACUGCAUGUGAUAAAAGGAGUUAAAGUAUGGCACGAGGAUCAUGAUAACUUUGAGAUUUUAAUGAUUUCUUUGAACUAUUCUUUUUUUUUUCCAAUGUGGAAUGAUUGUGCAGCAUUACACAUCUUUAAUGACUUUAACAAAAACAAGAAAUGGGUGCAAAAGUUUGAAUUGAUUUUGGAUUUUCUUUCAUCCAUACAGGGUCAUAGUUAUGCAUAUAGACUCAAACAUAUACAGUGAGCAACAUAAGUAUUUGAACACUCUGCAAUCAUGAAAUCAUGGAGGGGUCUGAAAUUCACAUUGUCGGUGCAUUCCCACUGUGUCACACAGCAUUUAAACAACAAUUUAAGAAAUCACAUUGUAUAAUUUUUAUGACAUUAUUUGUAUAGCACUGCUGCACAUAAGUAUUUGAACACCUGGCAAUCAGCAAGAAUUCUGGCUCUCCACCUCUACUCCACUUAUUGUGUGGAAAAGUGUGAAAUUACACCAUCUUCUGGUCAGGUUUAGAGUUUACAAAAGUAGAAUGGAAGGAAGAGCCUUCAGCUACUGGGCCUCUCUACUGUGAACAGUUGUGCUUUGAGACACCCUUUCCACUUUUUAAAAUUAGAAAUAAAACUUUCCCUUUUCAUAAAGCUGAUAGCUAGGCUUGGAUCAUGUGACCUUAAAGCUAUGCUAUUCGAUAAGCCGAGGGACUUCCCAUGACGAGUGGUUCUCCACUACUCCUAUUUUCUUUUUAAACUCUUUACUCUAUUUUUUCUUCGAAAGUUUUCACCUAAAAGUAGUAAAAUGAAUAAAUGAAAUGAUGUAACUGAAGUUUAAAGUGUAAGUAAAAGAAGGUUGCUACAACCAUUUAAACUUCCACAUUAAACUUUAUUUCACUUUCCUUAAACUCUCCAGGAAUCAGUGCAGACCUGCAAGGAAUCCAGCUGUUCCAGCCAUCUAUUUUACUAUCAGAUUUUAUCUCCUACCCAUCCACCUACAUUUAUCUGCUUUCUGUUCCAGGGAAUGAGGGAAGGACAGUGGAAUGGAAAAUUAAAAAUAGAAUCUAAAGUCCUUUUAAGCUAAACCGGUGCCACGUAUUGUCAAUGAAUGCUCCACCUGUCAUUUCAUUCUUAAGAAAGCAAACCUCAGGUAUAAAGGCAAACUUGUUCUCUACAGAGAAAAUAAACAGAAUAGCUUGAAUGGAGUUGUCUUCUCCUUUAAAGCUUUAAAAGUAUGGGCGGGGAUCGGAGUUCGGUUUCAGUGCCGCCUCCUUUUUCUGUUCUCACACCCAGCAGCUCAGGUCAGUCACAGAAGAGUCAGCGAGCUGACGUGCUUUGGUUAUAGCUUCAAGCUUUCCCGGUUGAUUAUGAAAUUAGCUACCAUCAAUGAAGAACCACAAUACGACACGCCACUGGGGAACUUCCACAGCCUUUCCACACCUUUUUCAAAGGUCGCUGACCUCUGAAAAAGGACUGAACCAGUUUGACUUUUGUUUGUUAAUGACACUGAACUUUAAUAUACUGGAUGAAAACUUUUAUCAAGUGAGGAGAUGGCCAAAGUGCACAGACUCUAUGUAGGAAUAGUAAUCGCUCUGACCUUAUGCAAAUACUGCCUGGCAGAGUGGAAUGCCACAGACGCGCCUCCCACUGGAACUGUGUCCGACUGUCAUCUCCAUGGCAACAGAGACAAUUGCACAGACUCCUCCCCUUUCUACACAUUUUACUCCUCCAGAAGACACAGUAGAUACUGGACAGUCGAAUGGGCACUUCUCAAAAUGCCCAGAGGAACUUGAGUAUUACUGCAUCCAUGGGGAGUGUCGUUACAUAAAGGACCAGGAUGCACCGUCCUGCAGGUGUCAGAUCGGUUACAUUGGUUCCAGGUGUGAGUACCUAAAUCUGGAGGUGCAGAUACAAGGCAAACAGAGAAUCAUAAUUACCUGUGCCAUCGCAGGGCUUGUGCUAUUAAUUCUUCUUGUUGUUUUCAUCUGCAUCUGUUCACGUCGUAGGAGGAGAUUACAAGGGGACAGACAAAGGGAGGAACCAAGGAAUGGGACGGAGAAGCUUGGCAUGAUGAUGGACAGCAAUGCAACAGGCUCAACUUUAAAGCCGGACUCAGCAGAGCAAGCCCUCACAAAUUCUGUAUGAGAACCUAGCUGAGGAACGUGUCUGGGAAUCUUUUAUACAUAAAAGAUGAUAGCUGUCACCUUCGCUUAAGCAGUCGGAGGUUUGUGAACGGCACCGAGGCAUUUAUGGAUAAAGUGCAUCUGUCGGUGCACUUUAUGGGAGUUUAUACAGUUCCUUUUAACACUCUUCAAAGAAGUGUGAGAGCAAAGAAGAUGCCGUCCAGGAUUUAUGAUAAAUAUCAGUCGGAGAGCUGUGUUUAGCUGCUGGUGUGCUGGCACGGGUGAUUUUUCCACUUCUGUGGAGAAACAGGCUCAUCUACCCUCUGACUAAGUGCUGCUGGGCUGCACCGCACUAAAUAAACUGUUGCUAUCCUGGAAAAGGCUGUGACACCAUUUGGCAGGCAGUGAUAACAGUUGAUCCGGCUGAUAGUGCCCUUCGUGGGCGACACAUGGACACUAAGACAUGGAAGAAAAAGGACUGCACGAAGAUACGGCACUCCAUAAACUCCCGUCAUGUGAACAAACCAUUAGAUGUAUAGAAAUCCUCAAGAGUACUGCCAGCUGCUGUUUUAGUAGCUUUGUGUCAUUUUUGUAUUGCUCCUAUUUGUUUAAGGCUGGUUUUGCUUUAGUGUCACGUCACAAGAUCAGAGUGUUUAUUGUACAGGCACCAGUAAAAUCAACAGUUAUCACGUAUUCAGCAAUCCACAGAAAUGAACUAACACUGAAUAUUGUUACUCAGAAACAUUAGCAAUGCAAGAAAAGCAUGUAUAAUUAUAUCCACACACACACACACAUAUAUAUAUAUAUACAGUAUGUAUAAAAUGAGGUUCUGGAUUCUCCUGGUUUGGAGGAGGACAAGGAGAACUUGUGCUGAAGGCUGUUUUGAUCUGUAUAUUUGGAGCCGAGCAGCCUCUGAGCUACGGAGGCUGAACAGCUGAGCCUGUGUGUGGAGGCUUGGCUUAACUAAAAGCGCUCCACUGUAUGAGACAGUUUCCAAACUUGCUAGCCUUUCACUUUGGGGUUUUAAUGUGUAUCUGUAUGUGUAUGAGCUCUAAAUGUAGUCUGAAGAGAGUGAGGACAAAGUCAGAGAAGCUUGUUCUCAUGUUUAUAUGUCACCUGUCAGUAAAUGUGCCUCCUACGUGCACUGUGCAUUUGCAUUUGCUUCAGCCAUUUUUUUCUAAUUUGUCUUUUCGAAUGAAACUGACACUAUGUGGUGCUCUCUAAUAAAUGGAACAUGCCUUUACUCCGCAGGCUAAUAAGUGUUCAUGAUCGCUGCUGAUGUGCAAAUUCCUGCAGAUAACUGUAUCUCUGUAACCUUUCAUAUGAAACUAUUAUUUCAUCCUCCACAACACAGACUCUGGACUACAUAAACAAACAUGCAAGACAUACUGCAGUCAUAUUAAAUCAUAAUUAUGCUUCAUUGCAGGGGGUUGUUAUGUUGCUAUGGUGCUGUAACUUGUGUCAGCAGUGUGAGCCAAAAAAUACCAGUUUGACAGUGAACAUAACACACCAUCAUCCUACGACAUAAAGAGAUGUAAUCCUGCUGGCACAAACCUGCAGCAUUACAUCCCCAAAUGGGAAUUAUCCUGUAACUGACUUUAUCCUUAAAACCAUCACAGCUUUGCAUACACCGUAAAAAAAAAAUCCUAAAAAACCAGUAAUAUUCCGGCAGCUGGGGCGCCAAAACAAUACCAAAAAAUAACUUUCCCAUGAAAAUACAGUUAUUUUCAGUAAUGACAAUACAGUUUGUUGCCCUAAUUUCACAUGGGAUUUUGGCUUCUUCAACAUUAAAUUAGGAACAUUUUAAUGUGAUUAAACAAUGAAAUUACCUAUAAACAAGGUCA